AUGACCGCCGAGGCCAGCUACCGACUGCCCCCGCUCCGCUCAAGCUUUGAUACUGCAAUAGAUUCCAUGCUUACUGAGCAAAACGAUAAUGAUACGAGUGAGGAUUCACUAGGAGAAGGUUUCAGGUGGUCUCAUGCAGCAGUGUUACUUUUAUUAGAAGAAUACAGGUUGUGCGAAAAAAAUAUGUCUUCUGGGAAGAUAACACAAAAGAGAGCAUGGGAUCAAAUAUCAAAAGAAAUGAUCGGAAAAGGAUAUUUUGUAACUGGCAAGAAAUGCAGCACUCGCAUAAACACAAUGAAGCGCACGUACAAAGUAGUAGAAGAUCACAAUGGAAAAUCCGGUAACAAUAAACGGACAUGGCCAUAUUAUGACAUAAUGGAAAGUCUUCUUGGUAAAAAGCCGUACAUGGCACCUCUAUCAACCUUAUCAUCUAGUGGUGCGGAAACGUGUAAUAGCAGUUGUAGCAGCCCUAUCCCCUGUACCGUGGCGGCGGAUGAUAAUAAUCACAUUCUUCGUAAGUCACUGAGCUAUUUAUUAAAGAUGAAAAACCAGUUGCAUUAUUUCAGCUUCAAACGAGAUUUCUAA
Messenger RNA from Odontomachus brunneus, 585 nucleotides. RefSeq lists its product as uncharacterized. The record is from RefSeq and is a predicted model, not a curated record. Lineage: Eukaryota; Metazoa; Arthropoda; Insecta; Hymenoptera; Formicidae. The transcript has 4 exons. The coding region runs from base 1 to 585 and encodes 194 amino acids.